CCACCAUUAAUCGGUCGCCUAUCGGUUCUCAUGCGUUGAAAAAUAAAGUAAACGAGUGCUACAUAAAGUGAUUUAAACAAUGCCUAAUUCGUGCAACCAAAAUGUUGUGUAUUAGGCGUGCAUAAAGUGCAAACAAAUGUCGUGCGUGCUUAGUGAUUUCAAUUGCUCUUUUUGCAAGUUUGUGGUGUACAAUAAGUUUUAAAGAGAGAGCUACACAUAUUUUUUUCAACACAGCAGACGCAUGAAAAAUGGCGGCGUCUUCAGCCUCGGCUGAAUGUAAAGAAGAAUGUAAAGAUAAAGAUGACGAUGCAUUAACUACAACGCUGCACACAUGUGCUAAUGAUCCCGAUUUUGCAGUAAUAUGUGCGUUUAUGCAAAAAUUCGCUAAAGAUUUGGGCUUGGCAUUGCCAAAUUUUAAGCAAUUGCAGGAGUGGUUGACAAACAACGACGAAGUGCCCGAACUUAGAGACCUGCACAUUAAACUGUUGCGCAAGACACGCAAAACAGUUCAUGAGAAAAGCUGGGAAUCAGCGGUAAGCAAAUUCUGUUUCGGAUAUUCUCUGCAGGAUGCCUGGGAAAUUGAACGCUUUGGUUAUCGCAACUCUAGCUUAAAAGUCAAGCUUCGCGUUCUACGGGAGUUGCUCGAGAGCCAGUUUGAACGUAAUGCGAAAUUUCGCGCUCAUAUUCUCACCGUCAAUGCGGCUUCAUUACGUGCGCAGCCAAUUGGUCGCGAUCGUUUGGGACAUUCCUAUUGGUUGACUCAGGAUGGUGAUUGCAAUUUGCGUAUUUAUCAGGAGCACUUGGAUGAGGAGAUCUGGCAAGUGGUGGCCACAAAUCGCGAUGAAUUCGUCAAUCUAAUUGCCCGCCUGCGUGGUAAUGAAGUUGUGCUGCCCUCCAAGGACAUUGGCGAGGCAGAUGAGGAUACUACAAGUAGCAGUAGCGCCAGCAGUAAUGCGGCCCAGCCACCGCCAAAUGAGGAGCAGAAGGUGCAGCAGCAGCAGGUUGAAGAUGACAAUUCGCAUGAAGCUAAGGUGCCCAACCUAAAGAUCAAGCUACGAACGCCUGAACAGCAACAAGAGGAGCCCGAAGUCAAGCAAAAGAAGGUUAAGCCACUUCUCAUUACACAAGCCAAACUCGGAGGAUCGCCUGCACCUGCCAAAAAACGACCGCUGGAGGAUGUGGACAAUAGUCCCACAGCGGAGGAGGAGGAGCAAAAGAAACAGCGUCCCACAUUGCUGGACACGAAGCGCAUCAAGAAACCCAGUCGGUAUGAGAGCACCAAGUCAGAGGAUGAUAAUGAGGCGGAGUCGGAAGAUUCAGAGUUAGAUGAAGGCGAGGAGGAGGAGGAAUCACUUGACGGCGAGGAGGAGUCACUUGACAGUGCGGCGGCUGACGAAGAUGAGAACGAGCAAAACGAAGAGGAUGACGACGAUGAUGACGAAGUGGGCGAAGCUAUUGAAGAACCUACGCUCAUUGUACGUGGUCAGGGUGCGGGUCGAGACAACAAAGCAGCUCCAGAGCACGAAGAAUUUGUCGUAGGAUAUGGAGAUGAGGAAGAUGGAGAUGCUGCAGUAAGUGAAGCGGUCGAAGAGCCUUUACUUCUUGUAUUUGGCGAAGGCAACGGCUUCGAUUGCCUCGUUGGCAAUGGUAAGAACGAAACGGAUAGUGAGCAAGCCACAUCGAAGCCAGAGCCAAAGGCAACGUUUUUUUUCGGUGAGCCAGGCUGCCUUAAGCUUAGUCCUAUUAAACAGACACCAAAGCCGGAAACGAAACGCAGCAUCUUCGACAGUAUUGACGAAUCUGGUGCGGAGCCUGAAAAAACCAAUGGCGAGAGUCUAAAGCCAAAUGAAGCAGCUGCAGAGGGAAAGGAGGAGCAAAAGGAGACGCCAUUUGCAAAUGGCAACGAAGUAGCAGAGACGACUGCCAACAACUCGACAGAAUGUGUUAAAAAUGAGGAAAAUGCGACUGCACUUGAAGAAAAAGCUCCAGAAUCAAAGGAGACUGAUAAAACAGAUGAACCAAGUAAAGAAUACAACUGUCAAACAAAAGAAAUCUCAAAUGAACAAAAAGAAAAGCAGGAAAACAGCGAAGCCCCAGAGAAGGACGGCGCACCGGAAAUAUACAAAGUGAAGGUGAUAGAAACAAGCGAAGAAAGCGCGCAAAACAGCGAAGAAUCAGAACGAAAUGAGAAAACAGAAGACGCAGAAACAUCUAAGCCGAUUGAAGCAAUUUUAAGCAAAGAGGAAAAAGUCUUGGAUGAAAGCAAAAAUCAAGUAGUACAAGCAAUAAGCAAAGAAGAGUUGGAGAAAUCCGUUGAGGAAUCAGGAGAAAACAGCGAAACGAUGGCAACAACUGAGUUAAGCUCAAAACCCGAUAUUCAACCGUUGAUUACUGCUGAGAAAACAGUUGAAAACGUUGUUCAAGCAGUUGAUAUUAAAAACAUAAGUCUUCCAACUAUCAAAUCGAUUGCAAAAGACGAAACAGUUGCGAAUGACAUUGAAAAAGUUAAGCAAAUUGAAAGCUCUGUGGUUCACAAAGAAGAAACGGUUAAAACCGUUGAGGCAAUACCUACAAACAUCGUUGAACCGGUUGAAACGAGUAUAGCAAAGUUAACCGAUCCAGUACAAGACGACUUGCCAAGCACCUCAAAGAACACAGCCCCAACACGCAACUCGGAGACUCACAACGAAAAACAAACUGAAACCCCAAAUGAAUCAAAGCAAUCGGAUGAAGUCAAGCCCGAGACUUUAGUGUCAAGCGUUGUUUCCAAAUCACACCGAACACCUGAAAGUGAUACACAAAAAGCAAAUCGUAAACGUCGUCUAACCGAUUUCGCAACACCAAAUCCACGACAUUCCACCUCUGAAAGCGAAAUCGAUGUCUAUGCCGAGCCCCUGCCGGAGGAAGAACAGGCGGCUGGCCAACAGUUAGUAGAGGACGAUGACGACGACUUGGACGUAGGUGGAAAGCGGAUUAAGAUGCGACCAAAGAUUACCAACGUGGAGGCGCGUCGCAAGGUUGAAGCACAAAAGACGCAGAUCGAGGAGACGACAUCUUCAAGCGGUGAGGAAGAUGCACGCAGUCGUCGCAAAAUUAUUGCGCCCAAAAGGCAUUUGGAGAAGCCUAAUCCGGUGAAGACGAAGCCAACGCUGGCAGAAAUAAUUGAGAAAAAGCUGAAAAAGACGCCGGAGAAGACAAUAGACCCAUUGCCUGCGUCAACGACACCGCAACAAGCCAAUGAAGCCACACCUCCGCCACCAGCUUCAGCUGCAUUAGAAAAGAUUGAAGCUGUGCCCUUUACACCGCCGAAGAAGUCGCCCAUUACAAAGCCCCUCAAGAAAAAUCUGCUCACCCAAAUACGUCAGGAGGAGAGUGACGAAGAGGCGACACCCCGUAAGCGCACAAACAGCGAAACAGUUGUGGCAUCGUUGCCCGCUCCUCAACCGCUUGAGGUUUCACAACAACGAAAGCGUCGCAGCAGCGAGGAAGCCAAGGAGUCCAAGGAACCAAGCGCCAGCGAGGAGCCGCCUGCAGUCAGCGAGAAAUUGAAGCGCAAUAAUGAGCAGCAGUUUGAGGAGCAGCAGCUGGAGAAGGAAGUUGCUCCAAUUGAGCAGGAAACACCUCCAGUCAAAAAGGAAUCUUCACCAGUCAAGCAGGAUACGCUGCCAGCCAAACAAGAGGCAACAGAACGAGUUAAGUCAGCGACGCCGCCGCCAGUUAAAUUGGAGGAAUCAAAGCCAGUCAAAGAGCAGACGCCACCGCCAGCUAAGGAGGAAACUCCGCCACCUGCUGAGGGUCAGGGACGACGCUCAGGUCGUCGUGGAGGUGCUGCUGUAGUUCAUACAGAGUUGCCGCAACCGAAGCGUACCAGAGGUGGCCCAAAAGAAAAAGUCAGUGUAGAGAGCAAACCAGACAUUAAGGAAGAUCCGCUGAAAAUCGAGGAGCAGUCAGAGGACGAUGAGCAGGAGGAAGAAGAGGAGGAGCAAUCGCUUAAAGCAGCCAAGCCUGCAGCUAAAGCCAAGGCACCAGUCAAAGAGGAAGCAAAACAGGAUCCAGUCGAACAACCAAAGACUUUAGAAGCCAAGGAUGAGCCGACAAAGGCAAAGCCAUCGACUCCAGCAGCCACAACGCCUGGUGUUGGGCGUGGUCGGGGUCCGCGAAAGAAGCGCGAAGUGGACACCACCAAUAUCAUUGAUACCAACGACUCGGAGACACCUGUGCGACAAUCACGUCGCAUCGCACAACAAAAGAUCAAAGAGGAGGCGGAGCGACGCAAGUUGGAGGAGGUGGCACUGCGCACAAUGAAACAGCAGCUCAAGAAUAAGAAGAAGGCCGAAAAGGAGUCGGAUCCCACAGUGCUAGAGCCUUCAGGUGAAUCGGAGUCCGCUGAAUCGGCCAGCGAAGCGGAGGAGACAAAGAAAAAGAUUAAAAAGAAGUGUCCUGGCAAGGAUGGUGGUUGGUCAUCAGAUUCCGAGGAGCAAGUCGAGAGUGAGGAGGAGGAGGAAGAGCCACCACAUUAUGAAACAGAUCCCGGUUCACCGCUCUUCAAAUCCGAUCACGAAUUCUCACCCGAAUCGGAAGUGGAGGACGACUCGCAGGUGGUGCCCAUGAAACGUGCUCGCACAUUGCGUAAAGAGAAUGCCGACGAUGCAGAGGAUUUCGCUGCUGCAGCGGAAGCCGAUGAAUCGUGCCAGAAGUGUGGCAAAUCCGAUCACCCGGAGUGGAUAUUGCUCUGCGAUACGCCAAACUGCAACAAAGGUUAUCACUGCUCCUGCCUAAGUCCCGUGCUCUUCUACAUACCCGAGGGCGACUGGCAUUGUCCGCCGUGUCAGCAGGAGCAACUGAUUGCCGCUCUGGAGCAGAAGUUGCAGCAGUUCGAUGAUCUCUUUGCACGCAAGCAGCAGGAGAAACGCUUAGCCGAGGAAGCCGAGCGCGAGGCAGUUGCAGCCGCAGCAGCGCGAACCGCUAGCGAGCUGGAAGAACGAUCGAAUCAGCAUGCCCGCAAAAAGAAUGACGAUGAUGAAGAUGAUGAGGAGGAUGAUGAUGACGAUGACGAUGACGAUGACGAUUCCAGCAAAGGUAAUAAGCGCAGCAAAGCAGACAAAACCAAACGAAGACGAGGCGAUGGACGUAGCAACAGGAAAGCAGCGAAACGAGGCACGAGACGUCGACGGGGCGGCAAGGAUGAUGAGUCGGAUAGUGGCAGCAGUGGUACAAAAAGUGGCAAGCAGUCGGGCGGAGCUGGCGCACGAUCUGGCAGCUCUAGCAGCAGUGGCACAAGCAGCAGCAGCUACUCGGAUUCGGACGAUGAACCCAUCUACAAGCUGCGCAAGCGGAGACAGAUCAACGUGAGCUAUCGUCUGAAUGAGUACGAUGAUCUGAUCAAUUCCGCGCUCAAGAAGGAAAUGGAUGAGGUGGCGGGAGCUGGAAAUCUGGGUAGAGGCAAGGACAUUAGUACAAUCAUUGAAGCUGACAAAGAAAAGACGCGUCGAGAUGAAGGCGAUCCGCCUGACGAGGAGGAGAAUGAUAAGUCUGAAGUGCAGAAAAAGAGCAAAGCUGCAAAAUUGCCGCGAGAUUCAGAUGAGAAGUCCAGCAAUGAUGACGACGACAGCGAUGACGACGAUGAAGAUGAACAGCCUCUUAAAGCAGCAAAGAAAUCAAAGAUCAAAGCGGCGCCGCCAGCCAAAAAGAAGGCACGCAAAUUGACCACACUUGACGUCAGCUCUGAGGAGGAUCACGGCAGUGAUGAGGACUUCAAGACAUCCAGUUUCUCCGACGAUGACAGCUCGCAAUCUGCCUCAGAUGACUCUGAUUCCAGUCUAGAAGUCUAUCGUCGUCCCGGACGUGGUAAGAAACAGCGCAAAGCAGCGAGGCGUGCGGCACGUGAGCGACGCAAGGAUCGCAAGUUUGUGGUGGAGGAGAGCGACGAGAGUGAGGAGGAGCAGCAGCAACGCUCCAAGGCCAGCAAGUCGAAAAAGAAGAAAAAGGAGGACUCCGACUACACGGAAACCGAGACCGAUGACGACGAAAACGGCUCUGAGCUAAGCGAGAACAUGGACAGCGCCGAUCUGUGCGAUGACACGACCAGUGAGAGUGAGGAUGGCGCCUGGCAGCCAUCAAAGCGCAAGAAGGCAGCCGCUAAAAAGGCAUCGGCGGCCAUUGCACGCAAAUCCCCCAAGCUGAAGAAGCCGGUGACCAAGAAGCCCAAGCAACUGGAGUAUUCGGACGACGACAUCAGCGAGAGCGAGGAGGAAGAAGAGGAGGACGACGAAGAUGAGCAGAUUGGUGCCAAUGGAGUGCCCAUAUCUGGCAAAGGAUCCGGCAAACAGCCGCGCUCACAGCCAUUGAAGAAGACGACUACAACGACAUCGUCGGCGCAGGCGCAGUCGUCUGGCAAGGGCAAGGGCAAAGGCAAGUCGAGCUCUGGUGGCGGUACCAAGAAGAAAAAGAAGCCUGCCUCCUCUGAUGAUGGUGGUGCUGGCGGUGGCGGCGGCUCUGAUGAGCGUACGCGAACACGUGGCCGGCGCUACGCUUACAUCGAGGACUUUGACGACGACAGCUCCGAUGGUGGCAUUAAGCCAGGCGUACAUCGUCCGGAUACGCCGCCCGAAGAGCGACAGAAGUUCAUCCAAAAGCAAGAGGAGAUUAAGCGCAUGCUGGCAGAGAAAAAUGCCGAGGGCGCGAAGCUGGCGGCGACGCCACGUCUCACGCCCAUUAAGGGGGCACCGGGUGCAGCUGGGGCAGGAGCGGAUAAACGCACGCCCAGCAAGACAGGAGCAGGAGCUGGAGGAGAUUCGUUGUCAACGGUUCCUUUGUCCGUGAUACGUCAAGCCAAGGUGCUGGAUAUUGAUUAUUUGCAGCGCAAGGGCGAGGCUAUCGAUGAUCUCGAGGAUGUCGAUGAAUCGGAGCUGGACGAACUGCCCGACGAUUUACCCGAGGACAUGGAGGAUGCCAUUGCACGCAUGGUCGAGGAAGAGGAGCAAUUCACAGCGGCAGCGGCGGCUCGUGAGCUGCCCGCUCCGGAUGAAGUGUUGCGCACAACGCCUGUCAAAUCCAAGCCACCCAAACAGCUGCCCGCGGCGCCGGAGCAGUUGCCUAGUGCGUCGGGUCUGCAGGAACCGAUGCGCAAACGUCUGCCUAUGCCUACAAUGCAUCCGCCACUGUUGCGCCAUCAGUUCCCCGGUCAUGGUCCAGCCGGAGCACUGCCCGCUUCGCUGUUACCUCCGCCGCCGGGCCAACAACAACAUGGUCCACCGCCAAGCAUGCAUCCCAUGCUGCAGCGUCACCUGGCGCCGCCGCCUCCGGCAAUGCAGCUACUGCAGAACGCGCUCUCCGCCCCACUUGGUCAGCCAUUGAGCCGUGCCAACUAUGCGGCGCCACCACCUCAACAACAGCCGCUCCCGGCUAUGCAGCGCAUGCCUUUGGGCAUGACGAUGCCAGUGGCAGCAGCACAUCUCAUGCAGGCAGCCGCCGCAGCUGCGGCAGUGCGACCGCCGCCACCGCAAGCCGAUACAAAGCCACGUGGACGUCGAAAAAAGGUCACACCCCUGCGGGAUCAACUGCAAAAGCAACAGACUGCUGCUGCCGUUACCGCAGCUACCUCCAGUGUGAGCAGCGAUAAGCCAACGACGCCAGGCAAGACACCGCCAGCUCAACUCUUUAAGCCCCACGAGGAUGCACCCGUUGUCGUCUCCCAGCCCUCUGUCAUCACACGCAUGCCAAUGCCCUCGCUGUUGCCGCCCGCACAUGCUCGUGGUCCUCCACAACCACCUGGCGGUGGCAUGUACCCGAGCAGUGCGGAAUUGGCGCGCUUCUAUGGCCAACCACUGCCGCCGAGUUCAGCACUGAGACCCACCUAUGGAGCACCGCCUCCACUGCGUGGAGCACCUCCCACUUCGACGGCGGGAGGAGCACCUGGUGGAAGUGCGCCCAAUUCACGAGCGCCGCCCUAUCUGCAUGGCCCCGAGCAUCACGGAGGGCCGCCACCCCCCGGCGCCUUGGCUGGCGUCUAUGGCGCUGGACCGCCACCAGCUCGUCAUGCCUCAUCGCAUCUAAAUCCCUACAGAGCGCCUCCCAUUUAUGGCAAUCCCAACUAUCCGCCUCGUGUUGGACCCCCAGGUGCUCCUAAUAUGCGACCUGGAGCCGUGGACUAUGCAGCGGGAGCACGCGGUUAUCCACCCUAUGGCUAUUAUCCACCUCCACUGACCACACCUCCAGCGCAUGCAUCGGCGCCAAGCUCAGUGAUUGUCAGUGCACCGCCGCCGCCAACAUCAUCUUCAGUUGCGCCUACAAAUCAUUCUGUAUCCGUAUUAACACGCGGCAAAUCGCCAGCCCCGCCCGCGCCUGUUUCUGCUCCAGCGUCGGUUGCAUCAGCAGCGCCUGUGGUCAACGUGGCGCCAUCAGCAGCACCACCGCCAACAGCAACACCAGCAGCUCCUCCAGCAGUGCCGUUGCCGCCAACGGAAUUGCCCAAAUCAUCCGUGAUAACGAGUAAAAAAUUAAUAACGUUGGAAGCAUACUCCAAUACGAAGUCGCCGCUAGCUGUUGUGGGCGAUUCAACAGCAGAUUCGCCAGCGGCCAUUGCCGAAGAGGAUUCCAGUUCGGCGCAUGGCAACAGCAGCAAUGCGACUGCAGGGAACAUUGUGGGAGGUGGCGUCGGUGAGUUCAGCGGCUUGGUGAGCUACUUUAGCUCGCAGCAGGAUGAUUAUGACACAUAACAAACGCCGCCGAGAGCCGCCAGCUUGUAUAUAAUGUAGUUGACUAUAUAUAGGAAUGUACUGUAUAUGUGUAGAGUAAACCGAAUCUUGUCUUUUGACGACGAGGGGUCCUGGCUAUCCCCUCGCUUCAGGCCACUUAUUGCAAAUUACAGUCCACAACCACACACACACACAGACACACACAACCCAACACACCACAAUCAUGAUUGCAAUGGAAAAGUGCAUAUAGAACAGAUCCCUUUAUGUGGGUCUAGGCAAUGAUGUCAAACCUAAUUUAAAUGUUCUAAAUGAAUAUAUUUAAUUUAUUUUAAGUUUAGGCUUUUAUUUUCGUGAAUGUAUUCUCUAUGUGCUCCUAGAGUCGCUUCUACAGCAACUGCAACAAUUUAAGUAUUUUAGUUUAAUUGUAUGUUAAGUGUAAAGUUUCAAUCUUCCCUCGAUAUGCUCGCAUAUCAAAACUAUCGAGCGCGCGAUAUCAAUUAGGAAGCAUUGCUACAAUAAUGAUAAUAAUUUAUACACAAUCACACACACACACACUACCAUAUAAAAUAUAUAUAGAAAACUAACGUAAACUAAACAAAAACUACGAUAAUUAAUUGACAAUGCAUAUUAUAACGAGUUAUUGCAACUAUAAAUAUAACAAGAUAUGGAAUUAAUGACGUAUACUAAAUACAAAUUGAAAUUAAAAGAGAAUCAAAUCAUCAAAACUAUUUAAUAUUAGUUGAAUAAAAAACAAAACAAA
This is a messenger RNA of Drosophila sulfurigaster albostrigata, 9456 nucleotides long. RefSeq lists its product as uncharacterized. Gene Ontology annotation, biological process: regulation of DNA-templated transcription. Gene Ontology annotation, cellular component: RSF complex. The record is from RefSeq and is a predicted model, not a curated record. The coding region runs from base 249 to 8717 and encodes 2822 amino acids. The transcript has 7 exons. Lineage: Eukaryota; Metazoa; Arthropoda; Insecta; Diptera; Drosophilidae.